CAAAUCAUAAACCGCCACAAAACCGAAAAAAGCAAAAAACACUAAUUGUGCUUACCUUUAGAUCCAUUUUGUUUUUGAGCUUUUGAACAAUGGAGUCAUCACAAGCAACGACGAAGCCAGCGAGAGGAGCAGGAGGAAGAAAAGGAGGAGAUAGGAAGAAGAGUGUUACUAAAUCUGUUAAAGCUGGUCUUCAAUUUCCCGUUGGUCGUAUCGCUCGUUACUUGAAGAAAGGUCGUUACGCUAUCCGAUACGGUGCCGGUGCUCCGGUUUACCUCGCCGCCGUUCUCGAAUACCUCGCCGCUGAGGUACUUGAGCUAGCUGGGAACGCAGCGAGAGAUAAUAAGAAGAACAGGAUAAACCCUAGGCAUCUUUGUUUAGCGAUAAGGAACGAUGAAGAAUUGGGGAAAUUGCUUCAUGGAGUUACGAUUGCUAGUGGUGGUGUUCUUCCAAACAUUAAUCCAAAUUGCAAGCACGACGCGAUUACGAAUAUUUCCUAUCGAAUCAAAUUGAUUUGUUUCAAUCUUGGAUCUGUGAUGAUGAAUUUUCUGAGAAGAGCUGUAUCAUCAUCUUCUAAACGAAGCGAACUUAUUCGUAUCGUCGCUGUUGCUACCGCUACUUCUGGGAUUGUAUAUGCUAAUAGUAAUCCAGAUGCAAGAACGAGAAUAUCGCUUGCUAUUCCUGAAUCUGUUCGGGAAUCUCUGUCGUUGCUGCCUUGGCAGAUUUCGCCGGGUUUGAUUCAUCGUCCUGAUCAAAGCUUGUUCGGAAAUUUCACGUUUUCUUCGAGAGUUAGUCCAAAAUCAGAAGCACCUACAAAUGAUGAGAAGGGAGUUCCCGUUGAAGCUUCGGAUAGUUCGAAACCAAGUAAUGGCUACUUAGGGAGAGAUACUAUAGCCAAUGCUGCUGCUAGAGUCGGACCAGCGGUUGUCAAUCUAUCGGUUCCUCAGGGUUUCCAUGGGAUUUCUAUGGGAAAAAGUAUCGGUUCUGGAACCAUCAUUGAUGCUGAUGGCACGAUAUUGACUUGCGCUCAUGUUGUAGUCGAUUUUCAAAACAUUCGUCAAUCAUCUAAAGGGAGAGUUGAUGUGACGUUGCAAGAUGGUAGGACGUUUGAGGGUGUGGUGGUGAACGCUGAUUUACAAUCCGACAUCGCAUUAGUCAAGAUAAAGUCAAAGACGCCAUUGCCAACUGCUAAACUUGGUUUUUCGAGUAAGCUUCGUCCUGGGGACUGGGUAAUAGCUGUGGGUUGUCCUCUUUCUCUCCAGAACACAAUAACUGCUGGUAUUGUCAGCUGUGUUGAUCGCAAAAGCAGUGAUUUGGGUUUAGGAGGCACACGUAGAGAAUAUCUCCAAACAGAUUGUGCGAUCAAUGCGGGAAACUCUGGUGGGCCUCUCGUAAAUUUGGAUGGAGAAGUGAUUGGUGUUAAUAUCAUGAAAGUUUUAGCUGCAGAUGGUCUUGGAUUUUCCGUGCCAAUUGACUCGGUAUCCAAAAUCAUCGAGCAUUUCAAGAAGAGUGGUAGAGUUAUUCGGCCAUGGAUUGGGUUAAAAAUGAUCGAACUCAAUAAAAUGAUCAUUGCUCAGCUAAAAGAACGAGACCCGAUGUUUCCUGACGUCGAAAGAGGCAUUCUUGUUCCUACGGUGAUUCCGGGAUCACCAGCUGAUCGAGCUGGCUUUAAACCAGGUGAUGUUGUUGUGAGAUUUGACGGGAAGCCGGUCGAGACCAUCAAAGAGAUAAUAGAGAUAAUAGACGACAGAAUCGGAAAGCGGAUGCAAGUAGUUGUGGAAAGAUCAAAUAAAGAAAGGGUCACACUAGAAGUCAUUCCUGAGGAGGCUAAUCCAGACAUGUGAGACGACGACUCGGUGAGUUUUGAAAUCAAACUUUACGAUAUUCAACCAAAUGUAUUGAAAUUCUUGAUAGUCUUUAGCUGUAGUUGAUCUUCUUUACUUUGGUCUCAUUAGUUCCUUUCUCGACCACUUUAUAAAGAAGCUAAGUAAAA
Molecule: messenger RNA, 1990 nt
Organism: Arabidopsis arenosa
Lineage: Eukaryota; Viridiplantae; Streptophyta; Magnoliopsida; Brassicales; Brassicaceae
Source: the annotation of a GenBank genome assembly